Penaeus chinensis is the source of this 853-nucleotide messenger RNA. Its product is annotated as glycine-rich cell wall structural protein 2-like. The record is from RefSeq and is a predicted model, not a curated record. The transcript is spliced from 2 exons. The coding region runs from base 110 to 787 and encodes 225 amino acids. NCBI's taxonomy places the organism in Eukaryota, Metazoa, Arthropoda, Malacostraca, Decapoda, Penaeidae.
AAAAUAUUCAGAAGUGCACUGAAGACGCUGGAGCAUCCGACUAUAAAUAAGACGCGACGGAAGCCUCUCUGUUGUCUCAGCUUCUGCAGAUCUAGAGAGAAAGACCAACAUGAAGCCUCUGCUCUCGGUGGCGCCGGUGCUCCUGGUGUUGCUGACGUGCCUGACGGCGCUUCCCGAGGCGCGUCCGGGCGGCGUCUGCUGCGGGGGCGGCGGCGGAGGCGGAGGCCGUGGCCGCGGCUACGGCAGAGGUUUCGGAGGCGGACGAGGCCUCGCCUUUAAGCUGGGCGGAAAGUUCUCCGUCAAAGGAUUCGGAGGAGGCGGCUCCGGGUACGGCGGAGGUGGAGGAAGUGGAGGAAGUGGAGGCUUCGGAGGUGGAGGAAGCGGAGGCUUUGGUGGAGGAGGUAGCGGAGGCUUUGGUGGAGGAGGAAGCGGAGGCUUUGGUGGAGGAGGAAGCGGAGGCUUUGGUGGAGGAGGAAGCGGAGGCUUUGGUGGAGGAGGAAGCGGAGGCGGAGGAUUUGGCGGUGGAGGCAACAGCUUGGGCGGAGGAGGUUUCGGCUCGAGCUUCAGCAGCAGCGGCAGCAGCGUCCUCGGCAGCGGGGCAAGCUACAGCGGCAGCAGCAGCGGCGCCUUCGGAACAGGGUCGGGCUUCAGCAGCAGUAGCAGCGGCUUCCUUACUGGAGGAGGAGGAGGCUUCGGCGGUGGUGGAUCAGGUGGAGGUGGAGGAUCCGGAGGCGGUGGUGGGGGCGUCUGCUGUGGCUCGGGUGGAGGCUACAACAAGGGCUGGUGAGGAGGCUGCCUUGGAGCCCUCCGGGUUGGAUCUCACGCCGUAGCUUCAAUAAAGAGUACUUGAUAA